CUAUCGAAGAACUUCAAGCCACUCACGCUUUUAAACCAUAGGAAUGAUGAGAUGCCCCAAGAGACAGGGUCUACAACAGAUGUGCCGAUCGAUGUCUUUUUCAAAGACUCGGGUAUCAUUAAUCGGGAGGGGCAUCAGGCAAAAAGGCUCGCUCGUAAUACUAGUCUCAAUUCAUGGUAAAUAACUCCAUUGAUUUCUGGUCCCCUAGCGCCACUUAUGAGCCGCAUACCACCACUCCAUACACCCACUUAAAGAAUCACGCAACCUUGCAGUCAACCGGCCUUGGCAGCCUUAGGAGGAUACUUCUUUCCCUCCCUCUCCACCUGAGGAGUGCAAGUGCAGCGCUCGCUCUCGGGGAUCGAGUCCAUCACAGAGGGAAUGUGGUUUCCGCACCCCCACCAGGUGACCUUGUCUGUGCCACACUAUUAGUUGCUGGUCCUUGAACCCCUUUUGCACGAGUUGAACUUACUGCAGGUAGAGCAGUGAGCCUUCAUACACAUGUUGGGUGAGUUGAGGGAUAGUGGCUUUUUGUGAAAAAUUCUUGUGAAUGAUGCGAUAGAAAAAAUGUAUAACGACAGUCUUUCUUGCUCGUUUGCGUUGGGUAAUGGCAAGAUGGCGGGAGGCGCGCGCGGGAAGUGGCUUUAUACACUUUGUGUCCUUGCCUUAGUCAUAGCCGACGAUCUGGAGACGCCGAUUAAUGAAGCCCGAAAGCCCGAGCUACUAUCGGCGUUCAUAUUCCGUCUGUCACAAAUCAGACUAGGGACAUUACCAUACACUGAAGGGCAACUAUUAUCAUUGAAGCUAGGGUUCAGUGGUUUUUCAGUAUAUGUGAAUAGGUUGAACAAGAUCUGUGGCUUCAUUCUUUCAAUCGCGAUAAGCAAGCGAACGUGUGGUUUAGUGGGGCACAGCACGGAGAGCCGAAUUUGAGCUCUGAUUACCACUGACCACAUUUCUGCAAUACAACGUAGGUUUAUCUUGCCGGAAUUCAAGCCAUCGAGAAGAUAAUAUUCGUCAUCGGGUUCUAUUAUCUACGAUGACCGUUAUAGCUGUCGCUGGUGGCACCGGUGGCGUGGGGAAGACAAUCGUGGAAAGAUUGUCUCAGGAGUCUAACGUGAAACUCAUUGUCCUAACACGCAGUGAACAUGGUCCGCAAGGAAAUAUUCAACACGUUCAGAUCGACUACAGCGACAUCCCUUCCAUGACCGCGGAGCUGGAACGCCACCAUGUACACACUAUCAUAUCCGCGAUCGGCCUUGUCUCCGAUGAGACCAGCCAAUCCCAGCUAAACCUAAUCGAAGCAGCGGAACUGUCCAGCUCAACUAAGCGUUUCAUUCCGAGCGAGUUCUCCUUUAUUCAGACACCCGAGCUGUUGCCCAUAGAUCCAAGCAUCCAGUAUUGGCUUGAUGCUGCAGAUCGUUUGAAAUCUAGCUCUCUGACAUACACCCGCGUCAUUCCGGGCUUCUUCAUGGACUAUUGGGGCAUGCCACAUGCGAAAACAAAUCUUCAGCCAUGUGUCUUCGGCAUCGAUAUCGCCAAUGGUGUAGCCGCUAUCCCCGGUGAUGGCAAUGAUGUUAUUUGUAUGAUAUACACGUACGACCUGGCGAACUAUUUGGUGAGGAUGCUUGAACUCGAGGACUGGCCAGAAUUUAGUGUAUUUGUGGGUGAUCAAGUGACCUACAACGAGAUUCUGGCCAUAGCAGAGGAUAUCAAGGGCGAAAAAUUCAACACAUCAUACGACAGUGUCGACCAGAUCAAUGCGGGCAGUGUCACUGUCCCACCCAUGCCCAGCACCAUGGGAUCACCGGAGGAACUGAAGGAAGUUACAGCAUUGGUCAGUCGUCUCACCGUGGCUGGAGUGUUUGACUUGCCCAAAGAAAACCGGAUGAGUGACCGAUUCCCCGAAGUAAGACCUGUUAAAUUCAAGGAAUUCAUGGCGAAGUGUUGGGUAGAGAAGCAACCAUAGUAUCGUGUACCAAUUAGACAUGUCGGUCUGCUAGGAAAGAGCGAGCCAACUGAUUUCACCCCCAAAAUUGCACUUCAAUCGAGAGUGGCGCAAAGUCCCUGCUAGAAUCGGCG
Molecule: messenger RNA, 2076 nt
Organism: Penicillium brasilianum
Lineage: Eukaryota; Fungi; Ascomycota; Eurotiomycetes; Eurotiales; Aspergillaceae
Source: the annotation of a GenBank genome assembly